AUGAAAACCCCAGCCAAAGAGACUCCAGUGAAGGAGGUGAAACCAAAAGUUUCAAAGAGGGCAGCAAAGGUUAGCAAAGAAGCUACCCAGCCAAAUCUCCUGCAAAGAGAGCUAGGAGAGGGAGACCAGCAAAGGCUGCUACUCCAGCUAAACCUGAGCCAGUCGCAGUUGAAGCUAGUCCAGAGAAGACCCCGCAUCUCCGGUCAAGUCUGUGAGGAAGCAAGCACCUGCAGUAGCCCCCAAGAAGGAACAAAGAGGGCCGCUCCUGAGCCAGAGGCUGUAGCAUCUCCAGCUCCCAAGAAGACCAGAGGUGGACGUUCCAAAGCCGCCCCUAAAGCAGCACCAGCAUCUCCUAAAGUUGCUACCCCAAAGCCUUCACCGAAGGUAACACGAAGAGGCAAGGUAGCUCCCAAAGCAGCAGCAGCCACACCCAAGAAGGCAAGCAAGAAAGCAACCAAGGCUGCAGCAAAGACUCCAGAGCCUGUGAAGCCAUCGCCUAAGGUUACAAGAGGAAGGGCAAAAGCCCCAGCUAAGGCAGCUAAGGCAGCAAAAGCGUCUCCAGCUCCACUCCACCAGAACCACUCGUUCAAGAAGGAAAUAAACAAUUUAGAGACCCCCACAGUACCAUAUUUUUCUUGUCUUCAUGUGUAA
Messenger RNA from Strongylocentrotus purpuratus (purple sea urchin), 651 nucleotides. Its product is annotated as histone H1-like. The transcript has 2 exons. Gene Ontology annotation, biological process: nucleosome assembly. Gene Ontology annotation, molecular function: structural constituent of chromatin; DNA binding. Bases 1 to 651 code for a protein of 216 amino acids. Lineage: Eukaryota; Metazoa; Echinodermata; Echinoidea; Camarodonta; Strongylocentrotidae. Gene Ontology annotation, cellular component: nucleosome. The record is from RefSeq and is a predicted model, not a curated record.